This is a messenger RNA of Colletotrichum abscissum, 234 nucleotides long. RefSeq lists its product as uncharacterized. The coding region runs from base 1 to 234 and encodes 77 amino acids. Lineage: Eukaryota; Fungi; Ascomycota; Sordariomycetes; Glomerellales; Glomerellaceae. The record is from RefSeq and is a predicted model, not a curated record. The transcript has a single exon.
AUGGUUCGCACUUGCAAUGGAACACCUCAUGCUUUCAGGCGGCUCCCGAAUCUUCUGCUACUGCCUCAGUGCCUAUGGACCGAAGGAGAAGGUAUUGCCCUCUCUUCUCACUUUCCCAUUCCCGCCCGACCCGAUCGGUAUCUGCACCCGGAUGUAGUCUCCUGCCACAAUCCAGAUUACCGGAACCUGCACUUUCUUUGCCUUACUUUGUGUGUCCGUCAACUAGUGAGGUAG